AUGGAGAUCCGGCCGGACAGGUUUAAGGUCGUGGCAGCCAAGACUCUCGGGAAAAUAUACGGAGCUCUUGAGAAAAAGCAGGAAAAUGGCGAAACCAUCGAGCUGUCGGCAGAGGGCCGGCCGGAGCUGGUGGAAGAGAAGGAGAUGCCCGUGGUGGACUGCACAUGCUUCGGUCUGCCCAGGCGCUACAUCAUUGCCAUCCUCUCUGGCAUCGGCUUCUGCAUCUCCUUUGGUAUCCGAUGUAACUUGGGCGUGGCCAUUGUCAGCAUGGUCAACAGCCACACCAUCUUCAGAGACAACAAGGAGGUCAUAGUGAAAGCUCAGUUUGACUGGGAUCCAGAAACAGUGGGAAUGAUCCACGGGUCCUUCUUCUGGGGAUACAUUGUAACCCAAAUCCCAGGAGGGUUUAUCUGUCAAAAGUUUGCAGCAAACAGAGUGUUUGGCUUUGCUAUAGUGGCCACGUCUUGCCUGAAUAUGCUCAUCCCCUCAGCAGCACGGAUGCACUUUGGCUGUGUAAUCAUUGUCAGGAUAUUUCAAGGACUUGUGGAGGGGGUUUCAUAUCCAGCCUGUCAUGGUAUUUGGGCAAAAUGGGCACCGCCUCUUGAAAGAAGUCGCCUGGCCACGACAGCCUUUUGUGGUUCUUAUGCUGGUGCUGUGAUUGCCAUGCCAUUAGCUGGAAUCCUAGUCCAGUACUCAGGAUGGUCAUCAGUUUUCUACGUCUACGGAAGUUUUGGGAUCAUGUGGUAUUGCUUCUGGAUCCUGGUGUCUUAUGAAAGUCCAGCAGCUCAUCCCACCAUCACUGAGGAGGAGCAGAAAUAUAUUGAGGAAAGCAUUGGCGAGUCAGCCCAACAUACAGUAACGAAAUUCAACACACCGUGGAGGUCCUUCUUCACGUCCAUGCCAGUGUACGCCAUCAUCGUGGCUAAUUUCUGCAGAAGCUGGACUUUCUAUUUGCUUCUCAUCAGCCAGCCUGCAUACUUCGAGGAGGUGUUUGGUUUCGAGAUUAGCAAGGUGGGCAUAGUUUCUGCACUUCCCCACCUCGUCAUGACCAUCAUUGUGCCCAUAGGUGGCCAGAUUGCUGACUAUCUGCGCUCCAAUCAAAUCAUGACCACUACUAAUGUCAGGAAACUUAUGAACUGUGGAGGGUUUGGGAUGGAGGCAACCCUGCUGCUAGUGGUGGGAUUCUCACAUACAAAAGGUGUUGCCAUUACAUUCCUGGUCCUGGCUGUGGGGUUCUCUGGCUUUGCCAUUUCAGGUUUCAAUGUCAACCACCUGGACAUUGCACCGCGCUAUGCUAGUAUCCUCAUGGGUAUCUCCAAUGGUGUGGGCACUUUGUCUGGUAUGGUUUGCCCACUUAUAGUUGGUGCCAUGACGAAGCAUAAGACACGGGAAGAGUGGCAAGGGGUGUUUCUUAUCGCCUCACUUGUUCAUUAUGGAGGUGUUAUAUUCUAUGGCAUCUUUGCAUCUGGAGAAAAGCAAGCUUGGGCAGAGCCGGAGCAGCUGAGUGAUGAAAAAUGUGGCAUCCUGGAUGAGGAUGAGCUUGCAAACGAGACGGAGGAGCUGUAUCGCACAAGUGGCGGGGCAGGCUACGGAGCCAUGAACCAGGGAACGGAUCCCAAUGGAGCUGGAGGCAUGGGAGGAGGAGGCUGGGUCUCAGACUGGGACAAAACUGAGGAGUAUGUCCAACCAGCCGGAACCAAUAAUUACCUGUAUGGAGGAGAGGGGGACCGAGAGUUAACAUAAAACCAGCAGAUCUUCUGCACACAGCCUUUACUGUGGCAGAAACAUUACAUCAACAGCGUGAAGUUUCACCCAAUGGCAUGAAGAACUUCGAAAGUGUGGAUUUAAAAUUGAAUGCGGGAGGGGACCACUUUCAGCAAGUCUGACUGUAUUAUCACUACUGAACUGAUUUCAAAGAGACUCCUCAGUGGAGGUGAUGACAUUAGUAAAAUGUGUAAAAUGUGUAUUUGUGUGUGCAAUUGUGUACCUUGUCUGACAGACAAUCUAAGUAAGAGUGUUUUAGGCCUGGUGUGGCUUUUGUUGAUGUUUAUUCACUGUAAUAAUUGUAGAAAUUUAUAUAUUAUCUGACAGUAUUUCAUUUGUAUGCCUCUCACUUAUAUUUGAAUCAUUACAAAUCUGUAGGCACACACUGGUCAAACGCGCACCCCUGUUGUUGCGUGAAAACCUGCUGAGUUUGAUGAAUUGGUUUUUAAAAAGUUUCCACUUAAGUUAAAAAGAAGAAUCACCAAAACCGGACCUACAAGGUUUUCACAAUGUUAUAAAAGCUUUUUUUCCCCCUAAAAGUAAUGUUAAGUUUUGUCCUUAAUGUGCACACUUUAAAGAAAAAGCCUGUUACUUGUGCCAAUACAACAAAAUAUUUUGCUCUGUAGUAUUGGUUUAUUCAUCCACAAAGAAAAUAAUUGAACACCUGCACAUAUUACUGUACACAGCUUUCUGUGAAGUCUAAAUAGCCCAUGCUCAUAUUUUUAGAUGCAGCAUUUUGAUUCCCGUGUGCAGAAAUGUUUUAUGUACUAGGCCUCGAACCUGUCUGCCUGCCGAUAAACCGGGGAAUAACAAUGCCUCUUAUAAGACGAGAAGGAAUGUAAUAUGCAGGGUAGUUCAGAGACACUUUUGUCAGGUCAGUUUGAGAGUGUUUUCUUCAAAAUCAAAUAUCAUAAUUUUGGUAAAUAUGCUUUUCUUGUAAUAUAUGCUUCAUUGAUGUUAUUCUGUUAUGUUAGUGUUGUGUUCAGGUAAUUCAUGCUCAUCCGGACAAGCACUUUGCUGUCAGUAUACGACCUAAGAACCCCCACACAUGCCAGUCUCUGCUGUUUGUCGCAAUGUCAAGGCACAAAAAACACACAGCCAAGACUGUAGCGUGGUGCCAGUUAUGUAACAUAUGACAAAAUUAAAAACUGUGCAAAUAAAAUGAGAAUGUUAGUCCCAUGGAGCCACCAUGUAGAUUUGAGUCAAUCUCAGUAACAGGUGAACUUGCUUUAUUAGUGCUGCAAGCUUACGCUAUAAUCAGUAGUUAAAAGGCUGAUA
Messenger RNA from Epinephelus fuscoguttatus (brown-marbled grouper), 3042 nucleotides. Its product is annotated as vesicular glutamate transporter 1-like. Gene Ontology annotation, molecular function: neurotransmitter transmembrane transporter activity; L-glutamate transmembrane transporter activity. NCBI's taxonomy places the organism in Eukaryota, Metazoa, Chordata, Actinopteri, Perciformes, Serranidae. The transcript has 13 exons. Gene Ontology annotation, cellular component: synaptic vesicle membrane; excitatory synapse. Gene Ontology annotation, biological process: monoatomic anion transport; regulation of synapse structure or activity; transmembrane transport. Bases 1 to 1743 code for a protein of 580 amino acids. The record is from RefSeq and is a predicted model, not a curated record.